Pyrus x bretschneideri (Chinese white pear) is the source of this 1096-nucleotide messenger RNA. Its product is annotated as SNF1-related protein kinase regulatory subunit beta-3-like. Lineage: Eukaryota; Viridiplantae; Streptophyta; Magnoliopsida; Rosales; Rosaceae. The record is from RefSeq and is a predicted model, not a curated record. The transcript is spliced from 5 exons. The coding region runs from base 501 to 854 and encodes 117 amino acids. Gene Ontology annotation, molecular function: protein binding.
GAACAGCAUGCUUGUAUUUUUGUUUUUGAAAUUUUUGUUUUUCCUUAGCGCUGCGGACCAGCCUGGCGGAAUCUCCUAGAAGAAAGUCCCUCGAGCUGGAUUUCCUGCAGCCAUUUCCUCCAACCAACAUCCCCUGCCCCCCUUUCAAACCCUUUUCAGUAUAAAUUUUCAAUCAGAUGAAGUGUUGGGUCUUCUAAUUGGUUCCAGGAGUAAGGUGGCACUGACAAGUUUUUGAUUGGUGAUUAAAGGUUGGAGCUUCACUCCAAUCAGUUGCACGAGUUGUCUUUUCAAAAUUUGCGCCUUCUGGACCUGUCCUGGUGAUUUCAUUUAUUGAAUUUUUUAUGUAACGAGACUGGAGUUUUGCUCUUCCUCACUAUUUCAGAAGCAGUGUCAGUGAUGAGUGAAGUCCAUCACUGCAUCCUUGGAAGAAUCUUAGAGGGUCAUUAGUCAUAUAAUCUUCAUCUGUUGAUGAUCUUGUGCCUGCUAGUUCCCGUUCCAACAUGAACAACUCAUUUGGUGAUGAUUAUGAUGAAGCAACUGUUGCAGGAUUUGAAGUUUUAAGAUCACCCGAUGCAAGUUACAACAAUGUGUACCCAGGGAAUGAAGACGAGGCCCAGGAUCCACCUCUUGUCCCUCCACAGCUACAACAGACGUUACUUAGUUACCCAGCAAGUGCAGACACUACUGGAACUCUUCCCUUACCGCAAAACUUGACACUCAACCAUCUUUACAUUGAGAAACAGGAGACCCCACAAUCUGUGGUCGCACUUGGGUUCACUCAUCGCUUUCGUUCAAAAUUUGUUACAGUUGUGCUUUACAAACCAGUUCAAAGAAGGGGCACUACCAGCAGUUAGGAAUCGAACAUUAGGAGGAUACACCUAAAUUAGUGGUGAAAGAUACUUAUUUCCUCACAGAAACUUAUGAACUUAGGUUUGAUUUCUGCCGAGUUCUUUGUAGACUUGAUAUAUUCUUCAGGGUAGACUUGGUAUACCGUGGAAUUGGCUGGUUAGGUUAUGAUCUCAUGUGAGAAUUGUUUAUUUGAAAUGAUUGGGAUCAUUUGAUUGCAUUUGUGAAUAUAAAAUGCCUGCUUUAUACA